CUGCUGUGUUGUUAUUGGGCAUUUCUCACAGCAUUCAGCUCAGCCCUGUCCAUCGGCCUGCUACGGUUCCAUCUGACCGUCCACAGGGAGUCUGACCCGGGCAUUUUUUACCAGAGACACACCGCUGACACUCAGAGACAGCCGCACUCGGUGGGCCUCAAAGGGGAGUUUUGAAGCAAGAAGUGGGUGGAACUGUCUGGAGAAGGUUCAGCGGGGGCAAGCAGACAGUCUCUUCUCACCAACCAUGUCAAACGAACGCACCCCUUUGAUCACCUCAGGCCUGUGUGGUCUGACCACAGUGGCAUGCGUCGCGAGGUCGGACAUCACCCCUGAAUCCAGCUCUGGGACACCAAGUAAAGACCCUCGAAAACUGAACACUUUUUUUGGGGUGAUGGUGCCAACCAUCCUCUCCAUGUUCAGCAUCGUGCUGUUUCUGAGAACCGGGUUUGUGGUUGGUCAUGCUGGGCUGUUACAGGGUCUUUUAAUGUUGAUUGUAGCCUACACCAUUAUAUCUCUUACAAUACUGUCCAUCUGUGCCAUUUCCACAAAUGGUGCCAUACAAGGUGGUGGGGCCUACUACAUGAUAAGUCGGUCUCUAGGCCCAGAGUUUGGAGGAAGCAUCGGUUUGAUGUUCUUCCUGGCCAAAGUGUGUGCAUGUGGAGAAUACGUCCUUGGUCUUGUGGAGGCGAUACUUGACGUAUUUGGUGUGGAUCCUGAGUCAUCUGUGUCCGGGGGGGUGCGGGUGCUUCCUCAGGGUUACUGGUACACAGUGCUGUACUCCUCUGUAAUCCUCCUGCUCUGUCUGCUUGUCUGCCUGGUGGGCGCCCACAUCUACUCCCGCACCGCCUUCGCCAUCCUGCUGGUGGUCACUGUAUCCUUGCUGUCCAUCUUCAUCAGUUCUGUGGCGGUCAAACCUCGUGAUUUUGUCAUUACCCACCGGGGGUCCGGCAACCAGACCCUCCACUACAACGCCAGCUAUACGGGCUUCAAUGCUACCACUCUGAGAAACAACCUGGGCUCUGGUUACACUCUGGACUACAGCACCAACUCUGUCAUGUCUUUUGCCACCGUGUUUGCCGUCAUGUUUACCAGCUGCACUGGGAUCAUGGCCGGAGCGAACAUGUCAGGGGAGCUGAAGACUCCGAGUGUUUCCAUCCCUAAUGGCACCAUCGUAGCUGUCUUUUACACCUUCACAGUCUACAUCCUCCUCUUCAUUUUGGUCAGCGCCACCUGUGACAGGGCCCUGUUGAUCCAGGAUUAUGGGUUCCUCCAGAAAAUAAACAUCUGGCCGCCGUUUGUCACCAUCGGGAUAUACUGCGCCUCUCUGUCAGCCGCAAUGUGUGCUAUGAUCGGAGCGUCUCGUAUCCUCCACGCUCUUGCUCUGGAUCACCUCUUUGGUCUGCCAUUAGCCCCGGCUGCCAUGAUGUCAAGCUCGGGGAAUCCGUGGGUGGCAGUGCUGUACACCUGGGGUCUGGCACAGUGCGUGGUGUUUGCAGGCCAGCUCAACGCUAUAGCAAGCUUGGUGACUGUUUUCUACUUGCUUGCCUACGCUGCUGUUGACCUGGCGUGUUUGGCUCUUGAGUGGGCGUCGGCACCAAAUUUCAGACCGACCUUCCAGCUCUUCUCCUGGCACACCUGCCUGCUGGGGAUUCUGAGCUGUUUAGUGAUGAUGUUCGUCAUUAAUCCCGUGUACUCGUCGGGGAGCAUCGUCCUCCUGUUACUGCUGCUGCUUUUCCUCCACUACAGAUCGCCCACCAGCAGCUGGGGCUACAUCAGCCAGGCUCUCAUUUUCCAUCAGGUGCGUAAGUAUCUUUUGAUGCUGGAUGUGAGGAAAGACCAUGUGAAGUUCUGGAGGCCGCAGGUGUUGUUAAUGGUGGCCAACCCUCGCUCGUCCUGUCAGCUCAUCCUGUUUGUCAACCAGCUGAAGAAGGGAGGACUGUUUGUGUUGGGCCACGUGCAGCUGGGAGAUCUGGACAUUCUGCCAUCAGACCCGGUCCAGCAGCAGUACAACUUCUGGUUGAGCCUAGUUGAUAAACUCGGGGUGAAGGCCUUUGUAGACCUGACGCUGUCUCCCUCCGUCAGACAGGGAACACAGCAUCUGCUGCGCAUCACUGGCCUAGGCGGCAUGAAGCCCAACACACUGGUUUUGGGUUUCUAUGACAGCAGCACUCCUGAGGACUUCUUCCUACAAGAUACUGCGUUCUGUGAGUCUUCGCUGGAACGUGGGAGUGAGGGUGAAUACAAUUUUGGGGUUGACUUGCCUUCAUUACAGGCCCAUUUCCCCCCAGUCCGACAUGUUGAGAGCCCACGCUGGCUUUCACCAGAGGAGUAUGUAGGGAUAAUUUCUGACGCCAUCAAAAUGAGCAAGAACGUGUGCCUUGCCCGCCAUUUCUUCCAGUUAGAGGGAGAGGGGAAAGACAGCAAGGUUGACGGGUCCGACCGGACUAUAGAUGUGUGGCCUCUCAACCUGCUUCAGCCAGGCAGCCGUGAUUAUGAGGAUGUGUGCAGCCUGUUUCUGCUGCAGAUGGCCUGUGUGCUCAACAUGUCCAGCAAAUGGCGCCAUGCAAGAAUGAGGAUCUUCCUGAAUGUGGAGACCGAGUCCAGUGACCAGGGCUGGGUGGUAAACGAAGAGACGUUCCGAGAGUUGCUGAGGAAGCUGAGGAUCAGGGCGUCGAUAAAGAUCGUGCCGUGGGACUCGGUGGUGCAGCACCACAUUGAGCCGGACGGGGAGCGUUCAGCAGAGCCAAUACAAGCUCUGUCUGAGGACUUCUUGUCCGCAGUGAACUGUAUGUUGAUGGAGCACAGCUCGCAAGCUGCUGUUCGCUUCCUGUAUUUACCUCGACCUCCUGGUCAUCACAGCCAAUCACAGCAGUACUUGGCUCAGCUAGAAGCAGUGACCAAUAGUUUAGGGCCAACGCUCCUGAUUCACGGUGUCACCCCUGUCACAUACACUGAUCUGUGAGCAUUUGCAUUCAUGAGUUUUGUUCCUGUUUGACAUUUGAUAUUGUACAUGUAGCCAGGUCUUAUCUGACUGCUCAUUUAACACAAGCAUAGUAUAAACUGUGGUUACAUGUAAAAUAAACACAUCAUGUAAUGAAACGUAGAUGCUAAGGUACAUCACAGGUUACUUAACUUUCACCUAAUGCAGCUUUUUUGUUGUUGUACUGAGGCUUAGAAAAGAACCACAGAGUGCAUUUUGACAAUACAUCAACUGAGGUUUUUGUAUUCAAAUAGGAUAUUUUCCUAGUUUCAUAUACUUGAACUGGCUUGGUGGUUUAACCAAGAAAUGGGAGAAUAUUAAUGUCUGUGUGCGUGAUUUCUGUUGAUAUAACCUCUUGUUUCAAUUAGCUUUAAGCCUGUCUUUUUACACAAGACAGAAAUAAAAAUGUGUCAAAGGCU
Messenger RNA from Micropterus dolomieu (smallmouth bass), 3399 nucleotides. RefSeq names its product solute carrier family 12 member 9 (gene slc12a9). NCBI's taxonomy places the organism in Eukaryota, Metazoa, Chordata, Actinopteri, Centrarchiformes, Centrarchidae. Gene Ontology annotation, molecular function: potassium:chloride symporter activity. Gene Ontology annotation, cellular component: membrane. Gene Ontology annotation, biological process: cell volume homeostasis; chloride transmembrane transport; potassium ion import across plasma membrane. The transcript is spliced from 14 exons. The record is from RefSeq and is a predicted model, not a curated record. The coding region runs from base 245 to 2962 and encodes 905 amino acids.